CCCCACCUUGCGCCCCAUUUUCAUCACGCUCGCAUAUGACAACCGGGGUGGAGCCCGCUGUCUUACUCGCAGGGCAGGUCGGCACCAUCACAAGGGAGGUAAUUUGCCAGGACAGCGCGGGAUUUAUUCACGGGGUGCCGAUAUGGAAUGGAUACGGAGCGCCGUUUUCGGCGAGGACACCCCAUCACCUGUCAGGGUUGUUACGAGGCUGUUUACGGCGGGCGGCGAGGAGAAAGAGGACAGCGAUGAUGCAGGAACACAUCGCGAGAUGUAUCCAGGGCGCAAAAAAUGCGGCUGCGUCAUAUAGUUUCCCCCCUUGUACUCUCGAAUGCUGUUCGGCGCAAGGGCGCGGAGAGGACUCCGACGAUGAGGAGAAUGACGACGACACGGAGGGUUCGGACGAAGAGGCGGAGCGCGACAAGCACAUGGUCCGCGAUAUGCAUGAUACCGUNCGGACGAAGAGGCGGAGCGCGACAAGGACAUGGUCCGCGAUAUGCAUGAUACCGCCGCGGAAUAUGGUGAUGUUCGGGUGA
Ectocarpus sp. CCAP 1310/34 is the source of this 533-nucleotide messenger RNA. The record is from the annotation of a GenBank genome assembly. Lineage: Eukaryota; Phaeophyceae; Ectocarpales; Ectocarpaceae.